CGAGCACAUCUAAAACUGGCACAUCUAUUCGAUAUACAUAUACAGCUGCGAGUGUUUCUGUCGCUUCGACAUUGAAUCCAUUGAAUCCGUAUCGCUGACAGCAUGCGGGCAAUCGAGCGAAUAAGAGAUUCACUCUGCGAGCAAAAGAUUGUUGGAGUACGAGCUUGACGCCGAACGUGCGAGGGGGCCCGAAACGCAAUGACGUCAAUUUAGCAUGAGAAAACGCCAAAGUAGUGAGAUUAUCGAAUUUGUUGACUUUACCAGCAUCUGUCUACUCCCACAAAUAUAAAUCAUGAAAAUUAAUUACAAGCAACUGCCUAUAAAGGCGCAUUAUUUCUUUUUUAUGGCGGCUAUGGGUCCCAUUUUGCCAUUUCUGCCAGUUUACGGCAAGCAACUCGGUGUUUCGCCAUUAAUUAUGGGUAGUAUCACCGCAAUUUUGCCUAUUUUGUUUCUGAUCGCAAAACCAGCCUUCGGCUUCGUCGUGGACUAUUUUCGCACCUGGAGAAAAUUGAUAUUUAUAGUGUUGCUUGCCGUAACAAGUAGCUGCUAUAUUUUUAUGUACUUUUUACCAGCCUUGCCCGGCCCAUUGCUUCCAGAUCAUCAGUUCCAAAAUGCUUCCUGUGCGUCUUUAUCGCCUUGUGAUAUGGACUAUCAUGCCUCAGCAAUGGCAUUAUGUAACGGUACAAAAGACACUACGUGUCAUUGGGUGUGCAAGGAUACAAAUUUUUCUACGAAAUUAUCUUUUAAUGCAAUUAAAAAGGAAGCUGUCAUUUCGCCAAAUACCACAUGCUUAUUAAACAUCAAUGAGACAUUAUCGUGUCAAAACGAUGUAACAAAGAUUUCUAACUGUAAUGUUACUUGUGAUGAAUUCGAAGAUAAUAAUUGUCUAUAUACAUCAAUUACUUUCUGGGGAUUCGUAUUGUUGAUGUCUCUUGGUAACAUCGGUUUCAAUGUUUCCAAUUGCAUAAGCGAUGCAAUUUGCUUUGACGUAUUGGGUGAAGGUGGGCAAAUGGGGUACGGUAGACAGCGAGUAUGGGGUACAAUUGGUUUCGGUAUAGCAGCAUUUUUAGCUGGGUACACAGUAGAUUUGUGGUCACAAGGGGAAAUCUACAAAACUUACACACCGGCGUUUUUCCUUGUGCUCAUAUUUACUUUUAUAGAUUUGAUUUGUUGCAGAAAAUUGGAGUUACCGCUUAUGUCAGGAUCGUCGAGCAUAUUAAAAGACACAUACUCCCUUUUGAAAUUGAAACCUAUCGUUAUAUUUCUAUGUUUUGCUACUCUUGCGGGAAUCCUUGACAGCUUUAUGAUUUACUUUUUAUUCUGGUAUUUGGAAGAUCUUGCUAUGGCAACUGGAUAUAUGGGAGAAAUUAAAUUGAUAGAAGGUCUAACUGUAGCCGCAGAAACUCUCGGUGGAGAAAUAAUAUUCUUCUCCCUGUCUGGCAAAAUAUUGAAGAAAUUUGGAUACGGUUAUACCUUUACAUUUUGUUUUGUAUGUUACGCGCUACGGAUGGGAUUAAUAUCUCUUGCUCCAACGCCAUGGUGGGUACUUCCGGUAGAAUUUUUCAUGCAAGGGCCAACAUAUGCGCUUUGUUAUACAACAAUAGUGGCAUACGCGAGCGCAGUAUCACCGCCCGGUACAUCAGCUACUGUUCAAGGAAUUGUGGCGGGAAUGGAUGACGGUUUAGGUUAUGCACUCGGUAGUUUGAUUGGAGGUAUUUUAUAUAAAAAAGUUGGUGGCGCAACAACUUUAAGAAUAUUAUCAGGACUCUCAGCAUUUUCUGCAUUUAUGUAUUUAAUUCUUCACAUUUUGUACUUAAAGCAUAAAACACCAGAUACACGAAAUAAUGUUGAAUGGAGAAAACCUGAAGAUGCACAGAGACACUGUGCUGUGGCAGAAUAAUUGUAUAUAUCUUUAUUUUAAAUUAUAGAAAAUGAUGUUCAAUUUCACAUACAUACAUAAUAUUUUUUUAAGAUAUAUUUAAAAAAGGUAUACAUAUUUUAAAAUAAAAAGUUGAAGGUAAGCUAUAUUAUAAAUAUUAAAA
Solenopsis invicta (red fire ant) is the source of this 2042-nucleotide messenger RNA. RefSeq names its product major facilitator superfamily domain-containing protein 6. The transcript is spliced from 10 exons. Bases 293 to 1900 code for a protein of 535 amino acids. The record is from RefSeq and is a predicted model, not a curated record. Gene Ontology annotation, cellular component: membrane. Gene Ontology annotation, molecular function: transmembrane transporter activity. Lineage: Eukaryota; Metazoa; Arthropoda; Insecta; Hymenoptera; Formicidae.